This is a messenger RNA of Clavispora lusitaniae ATCC 42720, 588 nucleotides long. RefSeq lists its product as uncharacterized. The record is from RefSeq and is a predicted model, not a curated record. NCBI's taxonomy places the organism in Eukaryota, Fungi, Ascomycota, Pichiomycetes, Serinales, Metschnikowiaceae.
AUGAACAGAAAAAGAAAAAACUUCACACUUCUGGCUGAGUUGGGCGACCCUCUACCGCUUCCAUAUCGACCCACGAGUGCCAUAAAAAACGAAGACGACGACAGUCAAGCCAUAGAAUCAAACGAUACUUCCUUCAUUGAGCCCACGAGGCGUAGAAAGUUGCCGCAGUUAGGGUAUAGAGAUCGGCUUGUUGAAGAAAAGCGUGUUCUUCUGCCCCGAUCGUUACCCAUAUGGCAUCAGAGAACGCCCAGCAUAGAAACAAACACGCGAUACAUACAUUUAGAUUCCAUACAGCGGAAAAUCGAGCAGAUCCGCGAAGAGUUUCUGGACGAAAGCGGAACAGAGCUAGAAAAACAGCUCGAGAAAAUAGAUCAACAGUUAGAGGAUAUUCUCGAACAAAGACAUGAAAACAGUCUAGUGGAGGAGCUCAAACGACUCCAGCAACUCAACGUGCCGAGUCCUAGCCUGAGGACACUGACACCCAAAGUGGGACGUCUUUUCCUAAUAGCAUUGGUUCUAGUCCUUUUAGCCGGGGUGUCGUUCUGCGCAGGGCAAAUGUCUUACGAGUAUUGCUACUACUUCUGUUGA